Misgurnus anguillicaudatus (oriental weatherfish) is the source of this 1424-nucleotide messenger RNA. It is a transcript of the gene shisa10.4, whose product is annotated as shisa family member 10, tandem duplicate 4. The record is from RefSeq and is a predicted model, not a curated record. NCBI's taxonomy places the organism in Eukaryota, Metazoa, Chordata, Actinopteri, Cypriniformes, Cobitidae.
AAGUAGCCUUUUCAAGUAAUGAACAGUUCACCUUUGUUGAUUCUCCUUAUAAACAUCUUAAUGUAGCCUAAAUGCAUUUGUUGGCAUUUCAGUUGCAUCUAUUUAAUCAGCGAUAAAAUUUGCGAACGCGAUCUCUUUCAUUGCUGAGUUUUCAGUCCACAACACAGCGAAAUUCAGGAAUUCAGAUUCAGGAAAGCUUGCCUGCACUUUUUUCACUCCUCCCCUCACUGCAGCCGUCUGCUCUCUUCUAAAUUGCAGGCAAGCUGCAUCUCAAACAAGCCUUAUAACAGUUGAGUUGAAUCCACCCGGGAUCGCGACAUGUUAUCCUCGAGUUCAACGGCAUUCCCGCUUCUGUUCGCGGCGUUAUUCGCCAAGACAGUCGCUCAUUCGGAUUGUAACUUCUUUACAACCAACAGCGGUGAAUUCAAGCACACUGUGAUCUGUAAUUUAACCGAAAUUUGGUAUCGGUUGAAAGGAACGUUUUGCUGUGGGACCUGCGACAACCGCUACUGCUGCACCGAUCCGCAAAAAAGAUUAACCGAUGUCCAACAAAAUGACUGUGAUUUUAAAGUAUUUAAGGAUUUGCUUGAACCUCCACCUGAAACCAAUGACGAUGGGCUGGUUGCCAUCAUUGUGAUCGUAGUAGGAGCGAUUGUCUUCUCCGUUCUGUUCCUCAUCUGCUGGGUGUCUCCCAGCUGCUAUCUCUAUAAGAAGUGCCGAAACCCUAGCCCUGUGAUGGAAGUAACUACAGUCGUGACUACACAACAUCUUCCGCAGCCGACUGUCAUUAUUGGAGGUCGGUAUCCACCUUACCAACCACUGACCAAUGACCCAGAGAACGAAUGUCCGAUGGGAUCAUACGAGGGACAGCCAUGUGUACCGGGACUGCCACCACCAUAUCAGGAGGCUGAUCCAGGAUAUCCUGUACAUCCACCUGCUCGGUCAGAUUUUGCUCACAAUCCCCUCCACACAGAUUAUACCUCACCACCACCACCACCACCCAUCAACCCUGCUUAUGUAGAAUCAACAAAAAACUAAACCACAUCCUUUGUCACCCAUCGCUAUUGUGGUGUGAUAUCCUGCAAAUGUGUUUUGAGUAAUUCUGUUAUUGUUCCUUUCUAUAGUUUAUUCAUUUAUUUUAGUAAAGUUUCUUAUUUCUGUUGUGUUUAACUGCCAUUUGUUGUUGCACAAGUGCCAACUUUACACUUUCUUUCACUUUUACCACAAGCUGUAUUUUGAGGUCAGUGUGUCUUGUUGUUUUAUGUCUUUGUAGCCUAAAAAAAAUAACACAAUAAUUAACCUUAUUUGGAUAAAAUUGCACUUAUUUUUGUUUUUAGUAUUGCUAAACUGGCCCAGUGUUUUAUUUUUUAAAAUGUAAAAGACUUUUCAUUCACUGUAAAAAAAAAAAUGUGUAAGUUUAUUCA